AUGAGAGAGCCAGCGCGCCGCAGACGCGGUAGAGACGACGACGGAUACGGCGAUCGAGACGCCAUCCUCCAGCGCUCCUCCACUCGGCACAGCCAUGCCGACGCACACGCCGACACCUUCCGCGGCUACCAGCCGGGACAACCCAUCGGCUUUUUGGCAGCCAGAAAGACCGCCUACGGCAAAAAGGUGUUUGGACGAAAGCUCAAGUUCUGCCUCUUCUUCAUCGUGCCUAUCGCCGUCCUCGUCGGCCUCGUCCUUCUCACCGGGCCCAUCCUCUUUGCUGUAGCACGUCACAUUGUCAACGUCUCGGUGGUCCAUCUAAACUCGCUCGACAUCAACACCACCCAGUCUGCGCCAGGAGAAUACCCGAUCAAGCUCGAUGCACGCGUCACCAAAACCGGCAUCUUCCCCGCCCGCGCCUACUUCCGCGCGCCCGUCGAUCUCUAUUGGAUGACCGUGCCACCCGACAGCCGCGAAAUCCACAUCGGCUCUCUCGAGCUCAGCCACCUCGGCGUCACCUCGCGCGGCUAUGGAACGCUCAAGCAGUCCAACACGCUCAAAAACGUCUCGGACGACAACCUCGCCCUUCUGGCGCGCUUCCUCGUCAAUGCCGAACAGGCCACGCUCAAGCUCAACUGCUCCGAAGUCAAGCCCGUCGCUUUCGGCUUCCUGCCCUCGUGGCACAACAUCGCCAUCAGCAAGCACGCCAACAUCCGCGGCCUCAAAGGGCUUGGCGGCGUCAAGGUCUUGAAGCUCGACGUGCCGGGAGACGCUCCCCAGGGCGGCGCCAUCAUCAAUGCCGUCGGAUCGCUCAUCAACCCGUCACCCUUUACCAUCCAGCUGGGCAAUGCGGAUCUGCAGAUGCUGUACAGGGAUAUGCCCAUCGCAGAGGCUAGCAUCACCGAUUUUCGCCUCGGCAAUGGCAACAACACCAUCCCCAUCGACGGUCGAAUCUAUCGCCAAGAGGGCGCUGAAAACCUCGCCAAACUCAGCGAAAUGGUCUCGAUCCUCACCAACAACGAGGCAGCUCCCGUCGCGGUGCGCGUCAACCCCACCAGCGCAUCCACCCCUUCCUGGGUCAAGGCUGCCGUCGACGAGCUCAACAUCGUGGUGCCCGUCAAGCUGCCGCAGCCCUUCGAUCCCAUCAAGGCCGUCUCGGUGGGCGCGGUGGAUGUACUGGUCGACCCGGCUACCUCCUUUGCGCCCGUACUCAACUCCCAAGCCAUCUCGGCCGAUGUGGAGAUCCCGUUCGGCCUCUCGCUCAACGUCGAGAGUGCGGCGGUCGACAUCGACAUCUCCACCGACAAAGCUGGAAAGACGCCCGCAGGGUUGGCUUCACUGCAGGGUGCACAGGCCAAUGCUUCGUCGGCACUCGAGCUCGUCGGUCCCAGCCGUCGCGGUGGCAAAUCAUUCGUCUCGCUGGUCAAUGCCACCAUGUCGCCGCCCGACAGCGCCAAAGCCGAUCAGGCCAACGCGCUCUUUGAGCACGUCAUCCAGGCCGUCACUUUUGGUGAUCAGGUCAAGCUCGCCGCCAAAGGCACUGCUGCCGUGACGGCCGACUCGUCCAUCGGUCGCAUCACGCUUCCAGCACUCAAAAUCGCCACCACCACCACCAUGCAGGGUCUGAACGGGUUCACGGCGAGUCCGCUCGAGGUGUUGUCGUUCGACAUCCUCGGUGGCUCCAGCUCCGCCCUCGACGUCACCGCUUCCGCCUCGAUCAACAACCCGUCGCAGAUCUCGGUCAGCAUCCUGGGAGAUACGAGCUUCAACCUCGGACUGCCCAACGGUGCAAGCGUCGGUCGCGGACGUGUGAGCGAUCUUCGCAUGGUGCCCGGUCCGAACGUGCUCAACGCCUCGGCCGCCGUCUCGUUCGACGCCAAGAGCCAAUCGCUGGUGCAACAGUAUCUCCAGGGCAAACCGAGUCCCGUCAACGUUCAGGGAGACAUGGCUUCGACGCAAGCAGAGUCGCUCCAAUCGACGCUGAGCGGCAUCAAGCUGCAAUCGACCAUUGCGGGCAUCGUGGAUCCGCUCCUCCUUAGCGCGCACAUGCUCAUCCUCGACUCGACCGCCGUGGUGAACAACAUUGCUGAUGCCAUUCCAUCGGUGGCAAACCCGUUCACUGCGCAGAUCAAUCUCAAGGGCUCCAAAGGUCAAGCCAGCGUUCUUGGGCUCAACGUCGGACGCGUCGAUGCGACCGAUCUCGACAACGCCGUCGUCAUUCCAUCGCGCUCGAAUCCCGACCGUGCCAGCGACCAGCCCUUGCCUGUCUCCGUCGUCUUCGACCAGCCCAACGUCAUCUUUGGCCUCAUGCGGGGCCUGGUGGUGCAAUCCGGUCAGAACCCCGCCCCGCUCGACUACCUCAUGAACGUCGGCGGCAUCAAGCCCGUCGGCGUCAAACAGUCCAACGCCAACAUCCAAUCGCUCUCGCUGCGCGCAGCUCCCUUCGACGGCUUCAGCCUGCCCAGAUACGUCAUGACGGCUCUGGCUACAGCACGUGCCGACGUCAACGUCAACGUCGAUGUUCUCAUCGGCGACUACGCUCUUAGCACGCCCUUCCAACAAUCCAACGUGAAUGUCACCUUUGACAACAGCGUCGAGAAGCUCUACUCGAUCCUCGGACGCCCCAUCAUGCAGGCGAUCGUGGAUGCGGUUCAGCUCGACCUCCUUGGCAUUCAGGUCGUCGACCUCGCACAGAGCAAAGUGGCGGUGGAUGUGGCUGCCUCCGUGUCCAAGAUCGGUCCCUUCGAUGCCGUCGUCACGCUCGACAAGGGCGUUGAUGUCAGCUGGCAGGGCAGAGUCAUCGGCAACGUCGCGCUGCCCAACGUGACGAUCGUUCCCGAAACAACGCCGAUCCAGAUGCGAGCCGAGCUGACCAUCGCAGACGCCGGGCUCAUGGCCGACCUCGUCAAGGCUUUGCUGCAGGAAAAGAGUCUGGAUUGGACGGUUUCCACGCCGUCCAUGGUUGUAUACGCCUACGAUGCCGUGCUCAACGGUCCGGGCCUGACAAAAAAGACAACGGUCAGGGCUUUUGACCGUCUGCGCAACGCUGUAGCGCUCAACACGUUCGAUCUGCCGUCCAAUGACCCAGCGGGAGGCAUCCACAUAACGGCAUCCGCGUCCGUGCGCAAUCCUUCCAUGAUCGGCGUCAACCUCGACCGUCUCGGCGUCAACUUUGGCCUGCCCACCAGCAUCCUUGGUGAAGCCGGCCUUGGUGACCCGCUCAGCAUGACCCCUGACGCAACCUCCAACGUCAAUGUGGCCGGUCGAAUCCUGCCUCAGUCCGGUCAAGGCCUCACGGACUUUUCGGCCAUCGCGCAGAACUUCAUCUCCAACAAGCCCACCACACUGACGGUGCAUGGUGUUUACGCUGGUCCCGAGAGCGUCACGUGGCUUACAGAGGGGAUCAAGACGCUCGAGAUCCCUGUGACUGUGCCAGGCAUCGUGCUCGACCCGCUCAAGAGCGUCAGCAUGACCAGCGCCACGCUCGACUUUACCCAGCCCAAUGCAGAGUGGUCGCCUGUGCUGAGCACCGACACGGUGCGUGCAGCCGUCGACAUUCCGUUCGGCUUCCCCUUUGGAGUCGACAGCGUCGACGGCUCAUUCGACAUUUUGUACGGUGGCCAGGGUGCAGCUCGUCUUGUUCUGCCUUCUACCGGCGCCACGACGGAGAACAGGACGGUCAGCCUGGCGAUUCAAAAUGCCCGCAUGACCAUCCCUGGCAACUUCCGUAAUAAUUUCGCCAACCAGCUCGCCAUCAAUGCUGUGCAGGACCAGUCGGUGGGUGUCGGUCUCACAUCGAGCGCAGUCAAUGCUCUUGUAUCGACCGCGUCGGGCGACAUCACAGUCAAAGGCAUUCCGAUCCAGCUCGACCCUGCGCUUGCGUUGAACGGAUUCCAGGGUCUUCGCAACAGUCCUGUGGGUAUCGGCGGCCUCGACGUCACCGGUGGAACGAGCGACUAUGUCAUCGCCAGGGUGGACGCAAGCAUUGUCAACCCUUCGCAGGUGCACGCCAUCGUAGGCGAUGUUCGGAUGCAGGUCAACUAUGACAAUGGCGGCAGCAUCGGUGAUGCGCUUGUUCGCGGCGCCAACAUCCCGCAGGGUCCCAUCACAUUGCCGGUCGAAGCGCAGCUCAAGCUCAACAGCGAUAUCGGGAGGCGUCUGAUCAAGGACUUCCUCACCAGGGGUGGACCCGACAUUCAGGCUCAAGCACACGGUACGGGCCGCUCCACCGCGUACGGGUCGCUCAAUCCGGCCGUCUCGACGCUCGCGUUCGGUGCCUCGGUUCCCCGGCUCAACGAAACCUUGGUCACCCAGGCCACGCUGAUUGUACCGCCCAACGUCGACAAGAGGCUGAUUGUGGGGGCUUCGUUCGUCCUGACCAACCCGUUCGGUGCGACCAUCACGGUGCUGCGCGCAAAGGCGAGCGCCACAUCGCUGGGUGGAGUGCUGCUCGGCAGCGUCGACGCCAACAUCAACAUGGUAGCGAAUGGACGAUCUACCGUGACCUCGCCACAAUUCCCCGUGCAGGUUAACACCAACCUUGCCGCCAUCAUCGGCUUUUUCGAAGACCAGGCCAGGGCAAACAGUGUUGAUCUCGGCCCUCUGCUCCCGCUCAUUGAGCCGAUCAAAUCUCGCCAGAAUCUGGAUUCCAGCAUCAGUUACCGACCGGCUCAGAGCGACGGAUGCCCUCUCAAUGGCGCCACUGAUGUGGUUGGUGCUCUGCGUCGUUCGCUCCAGGGCACUCAGCUCGCUGCCGAUGCUCAGGCCAACGUUCUGGUGGGCUCGUAUCGCAUCGAUAAUGUCCCCGUCCAGCUUCAGCCGAUCGCGCUCCAAGUCGACGAUAGCGUGCGAUACCUCAUCGGACCGUUUGGUGCGCCCGUCGUCGAGAACAUCGUCAGCGGACUGACGCUCGAAGUCCUCAACAUCUCUGCCUCUGCUCUGUCUGCCGACGGGCUCAGUGUCAAGGUCAGCGUCCAGAUCGGCGGCAUCGGACCUUUUGCCGCCCAGGUCAGCUUUGCCAAGCCUCUCGAGACUCGAUACAAGGGAAGGCGCAUCGGUACGAUCGACCUGCCUACUUUCUGCCUCCCCGCGGAUGGCCGUCUCGACCUCGACGUGCGACUCUCCGUCACCGACCAGAACGGGUUUGGCGACUUUGUGAGCGAUCUGAUUGCGCAGGAGAGUCUCGACAUCGAGAUUUUUUCGGACUCGAUCGUGGCCAAUGCCUACGGUGUCGAGUUCUCCAAAAUUCGUCUUCAACGGCCGAUCACGUUGCAAGGACUUCAAGGCUUGCCGGGCGUCGUCGCAAGGACGGUCUCGGUCGUGGGGCAGACGUCCAACACAUUGCUCGUCGAAGCAGAGGCCACGGUACCGUCGCGCACGUCGAUUCGCGUCGAGCUGCCCAACGUCGAUGUCGACUUCCAGUACAACAAUGCCGUCCUCGGCGGCGUUCGUGUUCCCGCCGGCACGGUCUUGGCGCCCGACGCGGCCAAUGACUUGCGCGUCAAUGGCCAGGUGAAUCAGAUCACAAACAAUGCUCAGCGCGCGGCGUUGGGUGCGCUCGCAAGCCGGUUCAUCUCUGCCAACACCACCACCGUCAACAUUGUCGGCAACAGCGCCUCGGAUGCCAGUGGUCAGAACAUCCCGUGGCUCACGCGCGCGCUCAAGACGCUCAAGCUCGCUGUGGAUGUGGCCGGCCAGAACCUCAACCCGGUCACGCGUGUCAAUCUGCCGGACCUGACUGCCGACUUUGCCUCUGCACAGGACGAGGGCUUCCGAUUCCCCGUAUCGUCGCAGCGAACAGAAGCGGUAGUUUCAAUUCCGUACAACAUCAACGUCGGGGUGGUUUCGGCCUCGGGCACUGCUUACGUCGCCAACGCUGGCUCGACGGUUCGAGCCGCUAGCGUGGAGCUCGACUCCAUACCGAUCUCUGGAUCGAUCUCGGGAGCCAAUCAGCCUGCGACGCUGCAGCUCAGCCUGAAGGACACCAUUCUGACCGCGGUGGAUCGGGGUGCGUACAAUGACCUCUUGAUCAGUGUCGUGUCCAAACCGACGACCGAGCUGCGCGUCCUCGGCGCCGUCUCGGCUGUAGUCAACCUCGCGGUGGGACAGAUCACGAUCGACUCGGUCAACCUCGACGUGCCCACGACCUUGCCGUCGCUGAACAAUUUCGGAGGGCGGCUGCAGGUGGUUGGCAACGUGGAUGUCAUUGGCGGUACGCCAGAGCACGGCAUUGCAAAGCUCAAGGUGAUCCUCAACAACCCUUCGAUCAUCACCGCCAAGAUCAAGGAGCUGAGCAUUCCUGCCUUCCUCGACGGCAACACUAUCGGCCGUGCGACUAUCCAGGACCUUGUCCUCAAGCCUGGUGACAACAACCUGGAAGCCACCAUUUACAUCCGGCUCGAACAGCCUCUUGGCAGUCCAACGGCGGUGAAGCUCGUCCGACAGCUCAUCCAGCCCAUCCCCGGUACGCGAGAUCCGUACGUGACCAAUCUGAUGGCUUACAACCCGCCUGGUCAGCAACCGGGCAUCACCGAGUUCGCCGCACUCAAUCCGGCGCUUGACACGCUCAGGCUCGCAAUCGAUCUGCGCGGACUGGCUCUGCAGCUGGUCCAGCUGGCCAAGAUCAGCAUCGAGGUCACCCAGCUCUUUGCCGGUCCUGGCGGCCUGCCUUAUGUGAUUGCCGACAUUGAUCUGGAAAACGGCCUGCCGACCCAGCUCGCGCUCGAGCAGAUUGCUGCCAACGGCGCCAAGGCCGGCUCUGGCAAGACCUACGCUACACUGGACCACACGUUUGAUCCGACGCUCAUCUUGCCGGCCGCUGCAGCCACCCUGGUAAAUCCAGGCAAGGCCACGGCGCACAUUCCCAACGUCCUGCUUCCCAUGGGUCUGCUCAACUCGAUCGACAUUGUUGGCAACAAUCUCGAUCUGGACAUCACCAAGGCGCUGAUCAAGAUCGGCGGGUCCAACGGCUACGAGCUGCAAGGCGCAUUGACCUAUCUCAACGUGCCGGCUACGUACACGCUGACGCUGGCUGGCGUGCCCAUUGCGAGCCUCGACUCGCUCGGUGGAUUGCUGGGCGCGCUAUCUGGUGUCGUCGGCGUCCUUUCGCCCAACGAGCGAAAGCUCCUCAGCGACGGUCUGCAGAACUUGGGCUCGGGCAACAUUCUGGGGCUCGUGGAUAACGGCUUCAAGGAUCUCGUCUGCGUCCUCAACGAUCUACCUCUUCCGUUGCUGGGUCAGGCCGGCUGUCCGCAAGCAUCGACGUCGAGCACAUCGGCUGCAUCGACGUCCGCUGCCGCCACAAGCUCUGGAUCGGCUUUGCCUGCCGUGGUGAGCGCCGCGUCAGGCGCCGCAUCCAGCGCAACAUCGGCCGUUGGACCCGUCUCAUCGAUCCCACCGGCCGCUUCCUCGACUCCAGCAAGCAACCCAUCCCCCGCACCGUCCUCUCCAGCGUCAUCGCCCGCAGCAGCAGCUUCGAACACCCCGGCAGCAACGAGCAGCGCCGGUCUCUUGGGCAAUCUCGGCAGCGGUCUCGGUCUAUAA
This is a messenger RNA of Moesziomyces aphidis, 7542 nucleotides long. Lineage: Eukaryota; Fungi; Basidiomycota; Ustilaginomycetes; Ustilaginales; Ustilaginaceae. The record is from the annotation of a GenBank genome assembly.